GCAGAGGGGGCGCAGGGCGCCCCCGGGGGCGGGGCACGCAGAUGACGGCGGCGCGGCUGGUGGAACGCUGGGCGGCCCGGCUGCCUGACUGGCCGGCUUGGGCGUCUGGGCCGUGAAGGUGGGACCGCUUGUUCUGGGCGGCAAGUUUCCCUCUCCACCGCCCGCCGUUCGUAGCAUGUCCCCCAGAACCCGGGGAGCGCAAGCAGGACUGGCUUAGAAAAGACGCGGUCCCCAGCUCUUGGGCCACGGACGUCCCACCCCGCUCCUCUGUCGCGGGAGAACCGCCGGGCCGAGCCACUGGGAGAAGCAGGCCAGAGUCUUCUAGGGCCUCCGGCCCGUGGACCCGAGGAGGAUGAGCUGGCUCUUUCCCCUGACCAAGAGCGCCUCCUCCUCCGCGGCUGGGUCCCCCGGUGGCCUCACCAGCCUCCAGCAGCAGAAGCAGCGCCUGAUCGAGUCCCUCCGGAACUCACACUCCAGUAUAGCCGAAAUACAGAAAGAUGUGGAAUACAGAUUGCCAUUCACCAUAAACAACCUGACAAUUAACAUUAAUAUAUUGCUUCCUCCGCAGUUUCCUCAGGAAAAACCAGUGAUCAGUGUUUAUCCACCAAUACGACAUCACUUAAUGGAUAAACAAGGAGUGUAUGUUACCUCUCCAUUAGUAAACAAUUUUACAAUGCACUCAGAUCUUGGAAAAAUUAUUCAGAGUCUGUUGGAUGAGUUUUGGAAGAAUCCUCCAGUUUUAGCCCCUACUUCAACAGCAUUUCCUUAUCUAUACAGUAACCCAAGUGGGAUGCCUCCUUAUGCUUCUCAGGGUUUUCCAUUUCUUCCUCCAUAUCCUCCACAAGAAGCAAACAGGAGUAUCACUUCUUUAUCUGUUGCUGACACUGUUUCUUCUUCAACAACAAGUCAUACCACAGCCAAGCCUGCUGCUCCUUCAUUUGGUGUCCUUUCAAAUCUGCCAUUACCCAUUCCCACAAUGGAUGCUUCAAUAUCGACAAGCCAGAAUGGUUUUGGUUACAAGAUGCCAGAUGUCCCUGAUGCAUUUCCAGAACUCUCAGAACUAAGUGUGUCACAACUCACAGAUAUGAAUGAGCAAGAGGAGGUAUUACUAGAACAGUUUCUGACUUUGCCUCAACUAAAACAAAUUAUUACCGACAAAGAUGACUUAGUAAAAAGUAUUGAGGAACUAGCAAGAAAAAAUCUCCUUUUGGAGCCCAGCUUGGAAGCCAAAAGGCAAACUGUUUUAGAUAAGUAUGAAUUACUUACACAGAUGAAGUCUACUUUCGAAAAGAAGAUGCAAAGGCAGCAUGAACUUAGUGAGAGCUGUAGUGCAAGUGCCCUACAGGCAAGAUUGAAAGUAGCUGCACACGAAGCUGAGGAAGAAUCUGACAAUAUUGCAGAAGACUUCUUGGAGGGAAAGAUGGAAAUAGAUGAUUUUCUCAGUAGCUUCAUGGAAAAGAGAACAAUUUGCCACUGUAGAAGAGCCAAGGAAGAGAAACUUCAGCAGGCAAUAGCAAUGCACAGCCAAUUUCAUGCUCCACUAUAGAUUUUCCUGGAAACAUGAACUGCCAAGAGAGGAAUGGGACACAAAACUAAACACUGUUUUAUAUUUAUGGUUUGCAAACUGGCAUUUCAUCAGUGGUUAAAUUCACAGAUACCCUAUAUAGAUUGUAUACAGAACUGAGACUGAUUUUGUACAGAUUAGAAUGAUUGCUGUGAUCUUUGAGAAGUUUUUCUGCACUAUUUGCACUGAAAUGUUUAUUUAUUAUUGAUAAAUCCUAUCAUAUUUAAGUUCCACUGCUGUUCCUCUUAUCUUGAUUAAAUGCCUAUGCAUGUACUUUUAGCUAGUUUUUAAUAUUUCAUAAAACUUCAUUUAAAUUUGUAUUUUUAACUUGAAGUUCCAUUUCUUUAUCAAGAAUGGUAUUUAGAUUUUUUUCCUCUUAACCUUUUUUGAAAAACUAUUUUCAACUGUGAGGAAACCCUUAUUUUUCUUUCUUUGUGGAUAAAACUUUCAGAAGCAAUUUAAGGUAUUCAUAGUGUUAGGAAACACCAAACCUGCCUAUGUGCCAUCUCACAAAAGAAACUUUUAAUACCUACAAUAAAUGAAAAGAAUAAACCAGCUGUUCUUA
This is a messenger RNA of Nomascus leucogenys (northern white-cheeked gibbon), 2129 nucleotides long. It is a transcript of the gene VPS37A, whose product is annotated as VPS37A subunit of ESCRT-I. Gene Ontology annotation, biological process: protein targeting to vacuole; protein targeting to membrane; ubiquitin-dependent protein catabolic process via the multivesicular body sorting pathway. Lineage: Eukaryota; Metazoa; Chordata; Mammalia; Primates; Hylobatidae. The record is from RefSeq and is a predicted model, not a curated record. Gene Ontology annotation, cellular component: ESCRT I complex.